This is a messenger RNA of Soboliphyme baturini, 1194 nucleotides long. Lineage: Eukaryota; Metazoa; Nematoda; Enoplea; Dioctophymatida; Soboliphymatidae. The record is from the annotation of a GenBank genome assembly.
AUGGAACCCGAGUCUUUUCAUGAAACUUCGGAAAGAACCCAUCCAAUCAACAUCUCUUUAUCGUCCAAGACUUCUGGAGAUCAAAAUCUUUCGCUUCAGAGCUUUCAUUCGAUUCCUGAAGGUGCUGAUACAGAAGCGGACACUGCCUUGACGACCUCUAUUGAAGACGACGUGAACGUCGUUAAUGAAGUGGUAAAAAGUACCACUGUGGAAACCCUUCAGCAUAGUGAACCUAGGAAGGGGCGUGAUUAUGUGAAAGAACUUCUUGAAAUGUCGCAGCCACCUGCCAGCGACCUUGAGUCAAAUAAGAUGUCAGGCGUUAGCGGAGAAAACCAUCUCGCUGAAAGCAGAGGAAGUAUGUUGAAUGUUUCUGAUGUUUUGGUAUCGACCACCAAAAAGCACCCGAACAAUACUACUACACACAAUGCCGACGGCGGCAUUGGCUUGAUCAGCGUGCUUCAUCCUCAAAUUAAGGAAGCCGUUAACUCUGCUGCUAAUCGAACAGUGCACAGAAGAGUUUCUAACUCGUCGAAUUUCCCUUAUGAUCAAGCGGUUUCGGUUCGACCUACUGAAUACAUAUCUUCCAACACAAACGCCAAGCACUAUAUUCGCAGAGGGCGAAAGAAAUCUGAACUGGUCGUCAAAGAGUCCCGUCAUGUACAAAUGGUAUCGACGAACAUCGUCAGUGCCGCCGGUCAUCGUUCAAAACAAGGGGAAGUUCAGGUUACACACGUGGAGAGUAAAAGUACCCUAAAUUCGACCCAUCAUUUCGAAACGUGGUUUUCUGAACGACGCUCUGAGGAGCAGCUAGACCAUCAAUACGAGCUGCAAAACGUGGUUUCGAACGGUCCUUGGCCUUUAUUCGACGCUUCCGGAAAUUCUUCCACUUCCGGAAAAGUUCACCAAAGCACGGAUGUUGAUUCCUGCAACUGUUCUUGCCAAAAUCCCCAAGCAACAAGUCCCCAACAACGGACAAAUUUUGACCGAAAGCCGCCACUGCAACACCUAUUCACCGGACUUGUGAAGUUUUCACCAGCUGCGGACAACCAUCCCGAAAAUGUUAACACUCAGAGAAUCGAGUGCGAUCACUGCCCUCCGCUGAAAGGCGUCAUCUGUCUGCCUGGUUUUGUGGAAAUCAGUGGCAUUUGCGCAGGUAAGUUGUCUGUCGCCUCUUUACUCAUUCUGUUGUUCUAG